Molecule: messenger RNA, 1864 nt
Organism: Haliotis rufescens (red abalone)
Lineage: Eukaryota; Metazoa; Mollusca; Gastropoda; Lepetellida; Haliotidae
Exons: 4
Coding region: 248-754 (168 amino acids)
Source: RefSeq, a predicted model, not a curated record
GAAGCAAAAACUCAUUUGCUUUCAAAUCUACAUGAAAGUCUAUGAUAUCGCAGCUUUCAACAACAUAUCCCUUCCCCAACGACCACCCGGAACAUGGAUAAUCGAUAUAUGCGCAGAAACACUCGGAGCAGCAUGAGCGUCUGUGAUAUUGCCCGGGCGAUCAGGAAACACGUCUGCUAACUGUCGUCUGCUCCGGGAUAGCAGAAGACACUGAAAGGAUGAGGUAGCGGACCUUAUAACUGCCGCAAUGGAAAUACAUUGGAAUACUCGGUUGGGGUCUAGCGCGAUCAUACCGGCCGUGGUUUUAAUCCUACAGUUAUACAUAGAUGUGGUGUGGGGCAAAGAGUGCCUCAAGAACCAACAGCUGGGAAAAGUUACAGGGAACACCUAUCAGUGUGAGGAUGCAGCUAAACCAGAGUGCUGUGAACAAGACAAUUCUUUCACAUGUUGCGAGUCUGCUGCCAACAGAAAUUUGAUAGAACAAGUGCAGCUGUGGGGCAUCGUGAGCGCCAUCGCCAUCAUCAUCGGUGUCCUCCUCUUCUGCCUAUGCAAGGACGUCAACUACUGCGCAUCUGACAAGACGGUCAAAGAGAAGGUGCAAGAGGUAUUAUGUAGGCGCAACAAUAAACUGGAUGAUGCAAGCAAAUGCGACAGCGAAUACGACGACAUAAACACUGGUCCGUCAACGUCGCCGGUCACCAGUCUAUCAUCCAACGACCCUUCAACAAGGCCGACAACUGUCGACAAAAUGUAACUCAGAAGGGACACCAUUCGCGAACAAAGGGACAUAACUCGUGUAAAUAGUAAUGGCGACGCAGACAUUGUGUAAAACAAACACUUGGCCUAAGUUUUAAAAGGGUUGGCGAAAAGGAACUGCUCACACAAAGGAUUUAGCGCUUUUUAUUUUCAUCUGAAUACAAUAUUUUUGUUAUGGAAAAUAAGUUUCUUGAACAGGAGAGACUCUUACGAAAUGGGAACAGGGUUCAAACCUGCUUUUGGUAAGCCGGACGCCGAGUCCUGGAAAGUGGUAUUCUGGUGCAGUGCGGUGGGUGCCAUGAAAUGACUAUAUGAUGCUAAUAUUUCCAUUUUAUUUUUCGUCUUUUCUCCCUAAGAUUAUCAGCACACGUAGUCAUGCAUUCUAUGUGAAAAUCUCAGUUUAAUUUGCACUAAUAUGACUUCUUAAAUUGGAUGCCAAGACAAAUUAAGUAGUAUGCCGGGAUGCCUGGAGGGAGCGGGCUGGCACCCUCACAUCUUUCAAACAUUUAGACAUUGUAAUCUUUAAAGGGACUCCUUGAUUGUGUAUGGAUUGUGGGCCAAGCCUGGAAGCAAAUACCAUACCUAAUAUUUAUUUCACGACAGUGACACAUACUUGCCCGUAUGUUUCCAGGAAGUCACGUGAUACAUGGUUCUGAAUCUUGGAUGAUUCCAAAAUUGUUCUUGUGCUCUAGAUACUCAAAGAUAUCUGUGCAACUGUACUGUAUGAAUAACGUAUUGGAAUCGUUUGCAAGAUUAAACUUUGACUGAUCUUGGUGACAUUUGAUAACAUCAUUGACCGAACCAUCACGAUGUUGCAGAGGUCGAUCAAAUCUCUAGACUGACUUUACAAAGCAAAUCUCCCUAAGGCCAGAGAUGCGCACGUCAUUGCAGAGAGAUUGCGCAAAAGUAUUGAGAUUGAGUCACGUGCCGGAAAUGACGUAACAGUGAUGCAUAAUACUAACUGUUGACACCGACUCGCGCCUUACUUAUGUUGUAUAUCUUAUUGUUUCGUCGUCAUGGAAAACCUCGACUUCAUAUUGAUGCAAACCGUACUAGUGGUGGCUGGAAAAUAUACACUUUAACAAGUCAAAUAAAUGUUUAAUGUUCA